Molecule: messenger RNA, 3877 nt
Organism: Oncorhynchus kisutch (coho salmon)
Lineage: Eukaryota; Metazoa; Chordata; Actinopteri; Salmoniformes; Salmonidae
Product: proline-rich extensin-like protein EPR1
Exons: 7
Coding region: 29-3781 (1250 amino acids)
Source: RefSeq, a predicted model, not a curated record
GAGUGAAGGAAACUCUUUCAGCACACUGAUGUGGUGGUCUUGUGUGUUUGUGAAACGCGAUUUUAGUCCGAUGGCAUUGAAGGCAAAAGGGGAGCGUCUCUCUUUAAUAUGUUUAGGGCUAGUUGUGGUAGUAUUGAACUCCUUUGGUCAGUGCGCUGCAGUAACACAAACAAGAUCGUCAAAAUCCUCCAUUGUCCUGGGACCCCAUUUGAAGGGGGAUCUUAACAAUGGUAAAGAGGAGCAGUCUACAGGUGCUGUGCGAUUUGGAAGGCUUAUACUUGGACGUAAUGUCAAACCAAGAAAUGCGAGUUUUUCGACUGAUGAACAUACUGUCUCCAAAGUCCGAUCCUCCAAUGUUUCACUGGAUGAUGCUGACUACCAGUCUGACAUGGGUUGGGAACCUAAGCAGCUGGGAGGACAUGUUUAUGGCACAAUUAGGCCAAGUAGUCCAGUGGUGGAAAGUCUCUUGCAGAUGGAACCAAGUGUUGAAUGUGUUGGCGACUCCAUGAAACUAAAGGUCCAUGACACAGGCUCUACACCAGGCUCUCUCUUUUCUGUGGACCGAGGAAAUAAGUCUCCCCUGCCUCUGUCACAGUUGCCCACAAACUGUGGUCAUUCCAUCAGCACCACUCACCAGGAUUGGAUUUUCAUUGCAAUCUAUAAUGGCUGUUAUGUCACACUGGAGGAUGGUAAUUAUGUUCUGCCUUUGCGUUGGUGGGGAUUGCCAAUUAAAAUGUCCUGCCCUGCCAAAAAAACCUUUAAGCCCAACCCUCCUACUGUAUUCUGCUACCCUGAGGGCAUGGUGGUGAAAAUGGAAGGGGGCACCUCUGCCGAGGAUCUUAGGGUCAAGUUCAAAGGACACUGGCAGCCGUUGAUGAGAGUUUCGCCCCAUUGUGGCUACAGUGUGGUAGCUCAUCUAGAAGCUGUGACCAUUUCUGCUCAUUAUGAACCCUGUGUGGAACUUAAGGAUGGGAUGUUCACCCUUGAACUUGCUGGCGAGGGGGAGGUUAAAGUGUCCUGCCCUAGUCCUGUUGACAAAUCUUUCCCUCGCCUCAAUUACCCCCAAAACCCUGUGUUUCCGGUUCCUCCCACCAUUGCGCUUCAACCAAGUCCAAUGUUUCCUCAGCCUACUUCACCCCCUAAACCCCAGGCUCCACUGCAUCUUUACUACACAAAGCCUGCUGAGAAGCCAAAACCUGCUACUCUGCCUCCUGGGAACCCUCAGUAUUACUUUUCCUUCUACCCUCUGCCUGCAACUUCUCCACCUGCUACCAAAGUUCCUCAGGGCCAUGAACAACAUCCUGACUACCGACAUCCCAAACCUGUAACUGGUUCUCCCCCUGAAGACCCCCAGCCUCCUUGGUAUUCUGAGUCCUUCUACCCUCGGCCAGCUGAGCCAGUUACUCGUAUGCCUGGCGAACUUCCCCCUGCAACAGACGCUCCAAAUGACAAGGUGUACUAUCCUUAUGACCGAUAUCCUUAUGACCCUCAGCCAGCCAAGCCUGUAACUCAUCCUCCUGUGAUUCAAAGGCCUGCUACUGAAAAGCCAACAUCUCCACUGCAUCCUUACUACACACAACCUGCUACUCUUCCUCCUGGGAACCCUCAGUAUUACUUUUCCUUCUACCCUCUGCCUGCAACUUCUCCCCCUGCUACCAAAGUUCCUCAGGGCCAUGAACAACAUCCUGACUACCGACAUCCCAAACCUGUAACUGGUUCUCCCCCUGAAGACUACCAAAUUCCUUGGGAGUUUUUUGACCGUCAACCAGCCAAGCCUGUGACACGUACUCCUGUGACUCAACCUACACCUGCCAUACUUCCCCCUGCUACUGAAAAGCCAACAGCUCCCCUGCGUCCUUAUUACCUGAAACCUGAUACUCUGCCUCCUGGGAACCCUCAGUAUUACUUUUCAUUCUACCCUCUGCCUGCUAAGCCUGUAACUCCUCCCCCUCAAGUGUCUACUCCUGCUACCAAAGCUCCUCAGGGCCAUGUGCAGCAUCCUUACUACCCACAUCCUCUCUAUCCACCACAUCCCAAGCCUGUAACUGGCUCUCCCCCUAAAGACUCCCAAAUUCCUUGGGAUUCCUUUGACCCUCAACCAUUUAAGCCUGCUACGUAUCCCGUGACUCCAAAGCCUACACCUGCUAUGCUUCCCCCUGCUACUGAAAAGCCAACAGCUCCACUGCAUCCCUACUACCCACAUCACUACCAACAGUUCUACCCUGAGCCAGCUAAGCCCAUUACAUUCCCACUUAGGCCUGCAACUCAAACACCAGAACAAACGCCACUUGUAGUCCAUACAUGGAUACCUGCUCCUCAACAACCUAGUCAUCCAAGAACUACUAAAGCACCUCCAACUGUGGCUCCUAGUUCACCUCAGCCAGGUGACUCUUAUCCACCACAUCCUGGGUAUUGUCCUGCAGUCUGCCCUACUGGUUUCUUGACCUGCUGCCCCAUGCCCAUAUCUUUCCAUCAACACCACCACAACCAUUUUGGCCCUGUAACAUCCAAGGAUAGUGGUAUCAUUCCUGCUUACCCUUUCAAACAUACAUCUGACCUGUUCAAUUAUGCUUCAGUUUCUGGACCUACCCAAGCCACUACAACCCCACAACCUAUAACGGUUCAGACCGUUGCCCCCACUAAAAUGACAUUGACUGGUUUCCACGACUACUGGAGUCAGCAUGGAAUGAGGUUUUCAGCCUCCUUGGCUUCGUAUGCCCAAGCACCUAGUGAUGCCAACAAGCCCUCAGAACCCCAACGUCCAAAGCAAUCACAUUUUCAGCCCUACAACCCACAGCAGCCAAUGCGGCCAUAUUUUGAAGCACCUACCAGUGAGUCCAACAAACCUAUGGGACAGCAACAACCAAUUCAGCCAUAUCUGUCCCAUAACCCACAGCGGCUUAUGCAUGCAUAUCCUCUGCCAUACAACCCACAAGGUCCAGUACAGCCACAUGGCCAAGCACCUGUUUAUUCUAACAAGCCCUUGGAACUUGAGCGACCUGCCAGUGAUCCAAGUAAACCAUCUGAACCUCAAUCGCUGUCUAGUGACCUCAACAAGCCCUUAAAACCCCAACCUUCAAAGUGGCCACAUUAUCCUUUCAGACCUCCAAUGUGGUAUGACCCUGACAUGUUCCACGCAUCCAAGCCUCUGCUGCAACCACACCACCAAACCCAACUGUCUGAAUCUGCAAUGCAGAUGCAUAGCACACUUGAACAACUGAGUCCUCAAGAACAUCCACAUGGACCGCUUCAGCCUCCAAGACCAGUCAAGGAACUGGGUGGCUCCCUUCCCAGUAAUUCAAAGGGCAUCUCUAGCCUUCAACGAAACCCCUCAGGCCAUCAAAUGCCUACCCAUUACGGUUCAUUGCCAAUAUAUUAUGCUGGUGCCAAACCAUCCUACCCCCAGAAACCUGCAGCCAAGCCUUCUGGUAAACCCUCCAGACCUAAAUUUCCAGAGUCAUUCGAACACUAUUGGAAGCCCAUUGUGCCACUAGGGCCUAACGAAGGGUUCCAUUUCUCUUACCCGGCCCAGUCCGCAGGAGGUUCUUACCCGGCCCAGUCCGCAGGAGGUUCUUACCCGGCCCAGUCCGCAGGAGGUUCUUACCCGGCCCAGUCCGCAGGAGGUUCUUACCCGGCCCAGUCCGCAGGAGGUUCUUACCCGGCCCAGUCCGCAGGAGGUUCUUACCCGGCCCAGUCCGCAGGAGGUUCUUACCCGGCCCAGUCCGCAGGAGGUUCUUACCCGGCCGCGUCCGCAGGAGGUUCUUACCCGGCCGCUAACUAAAUGGAUGCGCGACCCUUCUCAUCCUUCAGUUAAUGGUGCUGAUGCCGACCAGAAGCGGUCAUGUUUUCCCAAUAAAGUAAUUAACUAACAAGUGCG